Molecule: messenger RNA, 907 nt
Organism: Mycotypha africana
Lineage: Eukaryota; Fungi; Mucoromycota; Mucoromycetes; Mucorales; Mycotyphaceae
Exons: 6
Coding region: 56-763 (235 amino acids)
Biological process (GO): tetrahydrobiopterin biosynthetic process; L-phenylalanine catabolic process
Cellular component (GO): cytoplasm
Molecular function (GO): NADH binding; 6,7-dihydropteridine reductase activity; NADPH binding
Source: RefSeq, a predicted model, not a curated record
GCUGUGCCUUCUUCUUUGCUUUCUUCCUCUUUUAUUGUACAAAAAUAAUUUAAACAUGAGCAAAAUUCUUGUUUAUGGAGGCGCUGGUGCUUUAGGUCGUUGCCUUGUAAGCCAUUUCAAAUCAAAAGGAUAUGCUGUAAUCAAUGUCGAUUUCUUUGAGAAUAAAGAAGCAGACUUUAAUGCUUUGGCAAAAGAAGGGCAGACCUUAGUACAACAGGGUCAAGCCAUUGAUGAAGCAGUUUCAGCUGCUUUAGGUGGUGCUGCUAAUAAGUUAUGCGCUAUCUUUUGUGUAGCAGGCGGUUGGGCAGGCGGCAAUGCUGGAAGUGAAGAUUUCUUGAAAUCAUCUGAAACGAUGUUGAAUCAAAGUGUAAAUUCCUCGUUUAUUGCUGCUCGACUCGCCACAAACCAUCUCAAACCUGGUGGCUUGCUUACAAUGACAGGCGCUUUAGCAGCCUUAGAAGCAACUCCGGGUAUGAUAGGAUACGGUGUAGCAAAAGCUGCAGUACAUCAUUUAGUAAAGAAUUUAGCUGAGCCAUCAAGUGGCCUUCCUGAAGGCGUAAAAGUGAAUGCUAUAUUACCUGUUACAAUUGAUACUCCGAUGAAUAGAAAAUUCAUGCCUAAUGCUGAUCACAGUAAAUGGACGCCUCCGGAGGACAUAGCAAAACAAUUAGAAGGAUAUCUGACAGGUGCUUCGCACUUCUCAAAUGGCAAGUUAAUCAGCGUCGUUACAGACAAUGGCACCACUACUUUUCUAGAAGUCUGAAUUCGAUACAUAAUGGAAUACGUUAUACUUCUUCUAAUGACUGCAUGUUUUCUGCGCUGCAUAACAUAGUUUUUUGAUAAAAUAAAAAUUCACCCUCGUCAUAAAUAAAGAAAAAGCAAACCAAGUCAAUGAAAGUGUAUGUCC